Molecule: messenger RNA, 914 nt
Organism: Solanum stenotomum
Lineage: Eukaryota; Viridiplantae; Streptophyta; Magnoliopsida; Solanales; Solanaceae
Product: uclacyanin-3-like
Exons: 2
Coding region: 94-666 (190 amino acids)
Cellular component (GO): plasma membrane
Molecular function (GO): electron transfer activity
Source: RefSeq, a predicted model, not a curated record
UGUAAAACUUUCUUUCUUUCUUCUCUCUUUACUAUUCAACAACAAUUUUUUUUUGUCAACUUAGAAAGAAAUUUUAUUAAUCUAAUUUAAGUAAUGGCAGUGUCAGCAGUAGCAACUCUCCUAUUUCUUCUUGUUGCUUCUCCGGUGGCUUUUGCCGCCAACCACGUCGUCGGAGGCAGCGGCGGGUGGACCCAAUCCGGUGAUUACACCACUUGGGCUGCUGCUGAAACCUUCACCGUUGGUGACACCCUUGAGUUCAACUAUGGUGGAAGCCACGGAGUGGAUGUGAUAAGCAAAGAUGACUACGACAACUGCAACACCGGAAACGCCAUUGAGUCAUACAACGAUGGAAAAACCACAAUCAAACUUUCCAAAUCUGGUCCAAUGUACUUCUCUUGUCCUACUUUUGGUCAUUGUCAAUCUGGCAUGAAAUUAGCUGUCAAUGUCCAAGAUAGCUCCACUCCUUCAACUCCAUCAACUCCAUCAACUCCGUCAACUACUCCUUCAACUCCGUCAACUCCUUCCGAUUCACCCGCCACACCCAAUACACCCGCGAAGUCAACCCCAACUACGCCUAAUGGAGCAACCGGAGUAUUUGGAAGCAUGAACAAAUUUGUGAUCGGAGUUUCAGUUGUAUUGGGAGCUUUGUUUGUGUUCAUGUGCUAGGCGAGAGGCAGUGCUUUUAUUUUGAAUCAUUAUUUCCUUCCUAUUUACUUACUAUCAGUUGUUAUUUUUGCCCCUUUUUUAAUUAAUGUUCAUUUUUGUGUGCAUAUUAUAUUGUUGUAAGAAAUAAAAGUGAUUUUUUCUUCACCUUUAAUUUACUUUAUGGAACUGCCAGUUGUUGCCUUAUUAGUAGUUAUAUUUUAUACCAACGUUCAACCAACUACCUUUUGGAAAGGGAUAGUUUGCUAUGG